ACCACCCAGCACAAUUUGUACAUCAUCCAAUCAGCAAUCACCUGAAGGAACGAUGAAGGAAGUCCUCAUCACAACAAGGCCUGCUGGUUAUUGGAAGGAGUCUCUGUAGAGUGCUUCUCGCCGGACUCUCCCACCAGCACACACGUUCAGUCCACACCAACAUGUCGGUGUGGAACCUGUGUCUCGUCUUCACCUUUGUGAGUUCAGCGCUCGGGGAGGACACAGUGGCGGGAGACGUCGGCGCCCAUCAGCUGGAGCGUUUGGUGGAGAUGCUGACGCCUAUGGAGUGCGAGGACCUCCUGUUCGCCCUCUCUCACCCGGAGGAAAACAUCUUCAAGCACCUCGAGCGCCUCUCGCCGGAGAGGAACACACUCGGCCUCGACGCUCGGGCCAAGAGGGACGCCUCUCUCUCUGUGGAUAGCGAGGCCCAGUGCCGGACGGCCCUGACAGAAUGGCUGCUGAGGUACGGCGAGCAGACCUACUACGACAGGCUUUCCCGCGCCUUGCAGCACGUCGGCCGGACGGACAUCGCCGUCGAAGUGGGGAAGAACAUCAACCAGGACAAAGCCUUGAGCCUGAAGCGCUUCGUCGACGACUAUCACAAGUACGUGAGCUCUUUAAACGUGGCGGCGGCGCGGCCGGACGCAAAGCAGCGGGCGGACGCAGGUCACAGGGUCAGAAAAAGAAGAGUGGAGGACCUGACGCGGCGUGACCUGGACCUGAUCGUGGAGCAGGCCUCGCUCCCCCCGUACCAGAAGGGACCUCUGGACGUGGCGCGGCCCCUCUUCUACGGCGUCCUGCUGGGCUUCGGAGGCACCCUGAUAGCCGGCGUCGCCAUCCUCCUCAUCGUCCUCGCCGUUCCCGGCAGGAGCGCGCCGACCGGUCACGGCCAGGGUCUGAAGAAGCAAUAGCCCGCGACGCUACCAGAGACGGAGGAGCAGAAGGUUACAUGAAAAAUGACACGUGUAUUCAUAAAUAAAGACAAAAUAGACAACGUG
Molecule: messenger RNA, 998 nt
Organism: Scophthalmus maximus (turbot)
Lineage: Eukaryota; Metazoa; Chordata; Actinopteri; Pleuronectiformes; Scophthalmidae
Product: transmembrane and death domain protein 1-like
Exons: 5
Coding region: 162-911 (249 amino acids)
Biological process (GO): signal transduction
Molecular function (GO): protein binding
Source: RefSeq, a predicted model, not a curated record